AUGGAUCAAAUGCUUGAAAGGUUGGCGGGACAAGCUUACUAUUGCUUCCUAGAUGGAUAUUCCGGGUACAAUCAAAUCACGGUUGACCCGGCCGAUCAAGAAAAAACCACCUUUACUUGUCCCUUCGGAAUCUUCGCGUAUCGUCGGAUGCCCUUUGGGUUGUGCAAUGCACCGGCGACAUUUCAAAGAUGCAUGCUA
Trifolium medium is the source of this 198-nucleotide messenger RNA. The record is from the annotation of a GenBank genome assembly. NCBI's taxonomy places the organism in Eukaryota, Viridiplantae, Streptophyta, Magnoliopsida, Fabales, Fabaceae.